UCCAUGAAAAGAAGGCAUAUUUGCAUACUGUCCACGUGGCUGGACACGGUUGGUUAUAGAUAAGCCACACACACACAACCCUAGAACAAAUUAACACUAAACAAAAACACACUUGCAAUUGCCGGGGGCGGACCCCUUCAUUCUAAACCCAAUCAUUGAUAUCAGUCUCCUAUUCCACCCUCCCAGUUCUUCCUGCCAACACCACUCUCCUCCUCUUCUUCUUCUUUCUUCUUCAUCUUCUUCCCUUAAACCCUACACUAUCCCACUGUGUAGUACAUACUCAGCAACACCAAAACAUGAUUCUUGAACACUCAAUCUUCCUUCUUACACUCUUCGUUUUCUCACUUUCAAUCCACUUCUGGGGUUCAUCUUGUCAAGAAUCACCAACCAUUUACGAAGCACUCAAAUCAAACGGAUUACCCAUGGGUUUGCUUCCAAAAGGUGUGACUAACUUCAGCUUGGAUGAUUCCGGCCGGUUUCAGGUCUACUUGGAUCAUGCUUGUAAUGCCAAGUUCGAAGACGAAUUGCACUAUGAUCAAAUCGUUUCAGGCAAUUUGACUUAUGGUCAGAUCGGUGAAUUGUCGGGGAUUUCUGUUCAAGAUUUGUUUUUGUGGUUCUCAGUCAAGUCUAUCUGGGUCGAUAUACCCAGUUCGGGUUUGAUUUAUUUUGAUGUGGGUGUUGUAUCCAAACAGUUUUCUUUGUCUUCCUUUGAAACCCCAAGAGAUUGUUUGGCUUCCUCUGUGCCUAAGAUCCUAUCAAGAAAACUCGGGCACGAUGAACCCAAUCAUCAAGAACCAUUGAGGGGAGUUUUAUGAAUUCGGGAUUUGAAGGGUGCCUAAUCAUUCAAAUCGGUACAAUUGCUCAAUCAAGUAAUGGGUAUUUCCAUUUCUUGUAUGUAUAUGUGUUCAAGUUGAAAAGUUAUUAGUUUAGGUUGUUCUAUGGUUCAUCGUUAGUGUGCUUGCUUCAUAAAUUUCUGUCUAGUAUAUGCAAAUAUGUUCAAAAUGAUUGAAAUCAAGGAGAAGAUGAUACACGAAACACAAUGUAGAACAACCGAAGUCAAGAGAAGUGUAAGUUAUCGUACAUGUCGGAGCAAAGGAUCAUACAGGUUCAUUUUCGAUUCUUGGAUUCAUUACAAAUAUGAACAUAAGAUGUUUCAAGUUUUGGUUUUUAUAGUGUUUUAAAUAUUGAUUGAUAAGCCACCCCUAGUUCUUUUGAUUCAAUAAAUAAGAAAUAAGAUAUGGUUUUUAUUGUC
Messenger RNA from Lactuca sativa (garden lettuce), 1252 nucleotides. NCBI's taxonomy places the organism in Eukaryota, Viridiplantae, Streptophyta, Magnoliopsida, Asterales, Asteraceae. The record is from RefSeq and is a predicted model, not a curated record.